Molecule: messenger RNA, 2057 nt
Organism: Pseudopodoces humilis (Tibetan ground-tit)
Lineage: Eukaryota; Metazoa; Chordata; Aves; Passeriformes; Paridae
Product: C-C chemokine receptor type 8-like
Biological process (GO): calcium-mediated signaling; G protein-coupled receptor signaling pathway; immune response
Cellular component (GO): external side of plasma membrane; membrane
Molecular function (GO): C-C chemokine binding; C-C chemokine receptor activity
Source: RefSeq, a predicted model, not a curated record
UCAGCCGUCUGCACAAGUGGGGUGAAGGUGGAGUAAACCUCCUGGAAACCCCCGAGCCCAAGCAGCAGGGGACGAGGAGAAGGGGGUCAGAGCCGUCUGAGAGAGUAGAGGCUUCCUGCUGUCAAAGGUAUCUGAGAUGAAUCCCACCAGCCAAUUCCUUGGCACAACAGAAUAUGACUAUGGAUACGAUGAAAACACUGCUCCGUGUAAUGAAGGAAACAAAUUUCGCAGGUUUAAAUCCCUCUUUCUGCCAAUUCUUUACUGCCUUGUGUUUGUCUUCUGCCUCCUGGGAAACUCCUUGGUUCUCUGGGUUCUCCUGACCAGGAAAAGGCUGACAACAAUGACUGACAUCUGCCUGCUGAACCUUGCAGCCUCUGAUCUCCUCUUCGUUUUGCCCCUCCCUUUCCAAGCCCACUAUGCUUCAGACCAGUGGGUUUUUGGCAAUGCCAUGUGUAAGAUAAUGGCUGGCAUUUACUACACAGGUUUUUAUAGCAGUAUUUUCUUUAUAACCCUCAUGAGCGUGGACAGGUACAUAGCGAUUGUCCAUGCUGUCUAUGCCAUGAGGAUACGGACAGCCACUUGUGGCAUAAUUAUCAGCUUGAUCCUGUGGCUGGUGGCCGGCUUGGCUUCUGUACCCAACAUCAUGUUCAGCCAGGAGCUGGAGAUCGAGCAGGUUUUGCAGUGUGUCCCCACAUACCCCCCAGGUGACAAUACCUGGAAGGUUGCUUCUCAGUUUGCAGCCAAUAUCUUGGGCCUCUUAAUUCCCUUUAGCAUCCUCAUUUGCUGCUACACUCAGAUAUUAAAAAACCUGCAAAAAUGCAAAAACCAGAACAAGGUCAAGGCAAUCAAGAUGAUCUUCAUCAUCGUCAUAGUUUUCUUCCUUUUCUGGACUCCUUUCAACAUCGCACUGUUCCUCGACUCUCUGCAGAGCCUUCACAUCAUCAAUGACUGCAAGGCGAGCUCUCAGAUAGCACUGGCCCUGCAGCUGACAGAAACCAUCUCCUUCAUCCACUGCUGUCUGAACCCCAUCAUCUACGCCUUCGCUGGCGUGACAUUCAAGGCCCAUCUGAAAGGACUCCUUCAGUCCUGUGGUCGUGUCCUCUCCAGCCCUGCCGGAGGUGCCGGGGCUGGACAGUCAUUUUUGGCACCCUCCCAGGUCUCUGGCUGGUCUGACAGUGCAGGGGUCCUGUAAGCAUACCUGAGCCACCUUCUGCCAGUGUGAGGAGCUGGCCGAAGGUCUGCUGUGGUCCUGGAGGUUGUACCAUGUGUGCAGCAUCCCUUGGGAGAUGCAGUAUGCCUGUGCCUCCUGUUGGGAUAUGCUGUGAGCUGCCACAUAAGAACUUGUGGCACUGAUUUCCCAAGAGAACCAGUGCAUUUGUAGAGUGGUGACCCUACAUUGCCACAGAAUAAUUUUUAAUUAAGUUUUAGAGAUCCUUUAAUACACUGCAGCAAGCAGACUGCUUCCUCUAGUAUCUCUUUUCUCCUCUGACAAAAGCAUCGCUUCUGCCUCACCCCCAAGUAUGCUCUGCCCUGUGGAAGCUGAAUCCCUACAUCCCUGGGACAAGGGUGUGACACCACUCUGGAUAGUGGAGAAGUGGCCAGGCAUGGGAUUGCUUCAUAUUGCAAAGAGGGAGUCACCUCAGACACUGUCACCAUUUCCCCUUUGCCUCAGGUCCCAGAUGAAAACCACCCCCAGCUCAGGACCCUGUUUGUUGUGGGAUGGUCCCAGGGGCACAGCCCUGGAAUCCUUGGAACUGCUGCCAUCCAGAGCAGCCUUUGAUAGUGAUGCCUCCAAAAAUAAUAAAGCAGUGGCUCCAGGUGUCCCCUACACUGGUCACUCGUGGAGGCUCCUGCACUUGGAAACAUUGUCCUCAGAGCAGGUGAAGGCUCUGCAUCACCUCUGGAGCUGUGGGAGCUCCAGCUCUGUGCCUCCAGUGCCCCCUGCUAAAUGUAACCAUCAUAAUGGUCAUCAUCAUCAUCAUCAUGACCUGUAGCAAAGUAGGCUCCAUCUCUUUUCCCAAAUGUCUUUAUUUUCUUCCAUUUUAAAAAUGCUCUCU